Molecule: messenger RNA, 2691 nt
Organism: Nematolebias whitei (Rio pearlfish)
Lineage: Eukaryota; Metazoa; Chordata; Actinopteri; Cyprinodontiformes; Rivulidae
Gene: erlin1
Product: ER lipid raft associated 1
Exons: 11
Coding region: 18-1034 (338 amino acids)
Biological process (GO): SREBP signaling pathway
Cellular component (GO): endoplasmic reticulum membrane; endoplasmic reticulum
Molecular function (GO): ubiquitin protein ligase binding; cholesterol binding
Source: RefSeq, a predicted model, not a curated record
GUUGAGUGCAAGUGAGGAUGAAGAUGUCACAUGUCAGGGUAGUAUUCUCAGCAAUAGCAGGAGUCAUGGCCAUCUUGUUGCACUUCUCUAUUCACAAGAUAGAGGAAGGACACCUUGCUGUGUACUACAGAGGCGGCGCAUUGUUGACGGCUCCCAAUGGUCCGGGAUAUCACAUUAUGCUGCCAUUCAUUACCACUUAUAGAGCAGUGCAGACAACGCUCCAGACUGAUGAGAUCAAGAAUGUGCCUUGUGGGACAAGUGGUGGUGUGAUGAUUUAUUUUGACAGGAUAGAGGUUGUUAAUAUGUUGGUCCCUUUGGCAGUGGUCGAUAUUGUCAGGAACUACACAGCCGACUAUGACAAAACUCUAAUUUUUAACAAGAUUCAUCAUGAACUGAACCAGUUCUGCAGUGUGCACACGCUACAGGAGGUCUACAUUGAGCUAUUUGAUAUUAUUGAUGAAAACUUGAAGACUGCGUUACAGCAAGAUCUUAAUGCUAUGGCACCUGGACUGACAAUACAGGCAGUUCGUGUUACCAAGCCAAAGAUCCCUGAGACUAUCAGGAGGAACUUUGAACUCAUGGAAGCGGAGAAGACCCGUCUGCUAAUAACGGCUCAGACGCAGAAAGUCGUGGAGAAAGAAGCAGAGACUGAAAGAAAGAAAGCCAUUAUUGAGGCUCAGAAAGUUGCUCAAGUUGCAGAGAUCCAGUUCAAACAGAAAGUCAUGGAGAAAGAGACGGAGAAGAAGAUCUCUGAAAUCGAAGACGCUGCCUUUCUGGCCAGAGAGAAGGCUAAGGCUGAUGCAGAAUUUUACACCGCUGCCAAGUCUGCUGAAGCAAACCGGAUGAAGUUAACACCAGAGUACCUGGAGCUGAUGAAGUACCAGGCCAUAGCAGCUAAUAGUAAGAUCUACUUUGGCCAGGACAUUCCCAACAUGUUUGUUGAAGGAAACAACGGCCCCUCGAAGCCCAUUCCCUCCCCUUCUUUGCCAAACGCGGAAGCGGACUUGCUCAGAAGAAAACCCAACGAGCACUGAGUCUCUGCACAGAACAGGAAAACUCAUUCACGAUCGGUCUUGUCACGGAAGAUGAGUGGGAGGGUAGGUAGCUUUGCAGUUUGAACAGCAAGCUUCAGGUUCUAAAUGAAACGUCAAGAGUGAGAAAGUAAAUGGGAGAAGUGGGACAAAGAGUUGUUAACCCCUUCUUCAUUCUGUGAGGGGAAGCUUGAAGCAACAAGAAUGAUGCGAUGGUUAAAAAAAAAAUCAAAACCAUAAAAAUCGCUUUUGCCUGAGAAGGUGACAAGUAGUCACCCUGAUCUUUAUGUGCUUUAUUAGUGCAUCACUUAACUUUGAUUUUGGAGCUGCUUUCAUUGUUUUUGUUUAUGACGAAUGAUUUGUGAUGAAAAUGAGGUUCAUUAACUUGUUUUGCUGCACUGACAGGUGACACUAAUUAAAAGCUGGAAGGUUUAUGUAAAUGAAAGGGAUUCAAAUCAUCUUUUUGUACCAUGUUUGUUUUGCGAGCCAGUCUUUGGCAGCACGUCUGUUAAACUGUUUAAUCACAUGUCAAACACUGCUCAUGAACUUGACCGGUUAACAGGAGCCGCAUACAAAUUCUUUUUAUUUGCAGGCGUCCAGAUUUGCGUUGUACAUUUAAUUGCAGUGGAUGAACGAAGUCAUGUUGUAUAGAUUAUAUUUUGGCAAUUUUACAAUAAAUUGUUAAGAUCUUCUGACCCAAUUUGGCGUUUACUGUGUUGUACAGGCGCUAACAGGAAGAAAAGUCUGAUUCUUUAUCCCAUAUAUGCCCGUGUAGGCGAGCACUUCACAGCAAUAAGUAUAUAUUUGUUCACCAGAUUGAGAAAAGUCGGCAUGUCUCUUGCUUAGUCAGGUUUUGAUUAACACGGUUGUACAUUCACAAGGUCCUGCUUGAUUCAGACGAUGGAGCUUGUGAUUGUCUAUUCUUACAGCUUCCUCACAUUUAAUUCAAUGUAAAUCCUCAGGAAAUCAAACGACAGAAAUCACUUCGUAAAGGUGAUCUUUUGGAAAAUUUAAAAUAAACCUACAGAUCUAUUAGGUGACGGUCAAUCUUUAGCUGUCAGUGUGUACUUUUCUUUGUAAUUGUAGAAAUGACCUGAAGAGGAAAUUUUCACUUUAUUUGCUAAUCAUAAUUUUAAGGGUUUAUUGGCAACUCAAAGCUUCUAAUUCCAACAUUACUAAAAACUUGGUUCACACUUUUGGUUCAUCUUUACUUACAAUAAUAUCUGGCACUUUACAUACACUGUUCUUGUUCUUGGCGUUAAAAUUAGAAGCAAGUUGGUGCUAGUUUUUAUUUUUUAUUAAGUUUAAGCUUUUCCAGCUUCGUGCUUCACUAACUGAACUGUUUUCCACUGUUCAGAAUUCAAGCCUUAAAGAGUUUUCCCAAACUAAAGACUGAAAACAUUUGAACGAAAAAGGCGCCUCUUGGCUUCUAGUUGUCAAAAAACACAAAUGGCAGUUGACGUUACAAGUGUCUGGAGAUAUCGUGCUGUUUACGUUGCACUCUGCACUGCUUUGGUGAUGGGUUCAAAUAAAGAUGCAAGAGAAGGGGUGAAUAAUUUGUACUAUCUGUGAAAUGUUCAACACUGUCUCCUUGUUUUAAAAAAAAAAGUUUAUAUGCAAAAACUGUUUUCCAGGUUUUGACAAUGUUCUGUAAAAUAAA